UAGUCACCAUUAAGGUGGGUCAUGUUCACAGAUGAGGAGAAGCUAGUCACCAUUAAGGCUAUUCAGACGCUGGCCACAAUGUGUGAGUGCUGCGGAGACUUCCUCAGACAACGAACCAUGAAGGAUGUCGUGCCCAAACUGGUUUCUUUCCUCACCACCCAGGAGAAGAUCAGUUGCAGUUCAGCCCAGGCAUACCAGUACACAGUGUCUUACAAGCUGCAGCUGGCCUGCCUGACACACCUGGGACCCAUCUGUCAGGAGGUGGAGUCCCAUGGUCUGGAUCCUGUUGUAAGAGGUUGUCUUCCCUACCUGAGUUUACACCAGCCCAAACCUCUACAGCAGGCAAGCUUAACAUGUUUUAAACAUCUCAUAUCCCUGGAGCCAGAUGUCAUAUGGCUACGACUCAGUGACCUUUACACACCAGAUGACCUUUCACCUCCGGGGUCAGAAUUUAGGCACAUCAAGUUCCUGGCCCGGUCUGGGGAGCGGAAUGAGUACUCGGACAACGUCAUCUUGCUGCUUCCUCUCACGUCCUGUGUACAAACUGCAAUAAAGUCUUGACAUUUGUAAA
This is a messenger RNA of Haliotis rubra (blacklip abalone), 571 nucleotides long. Its product is annotated as TELO2-interacting protein 1 homolog. The coding region runs from base 22 to 561 and encodes 179 amino acids. Gene Ontology annotation, cellular component: cytoplasm. Gene Ontology annotation, biological process: chromatin remodeling. The transcript is spliced from 6 exons. NCBI's taxonomy places the organism in Eukaryota, Metazoa, Mollusca, Gastropoda, Lepetellida, Haliotidae. The record is from RefSeq and is a predicted model, not a curated record.